Coregonus sp. 'balchen' is the source of this 18800-nucleotide messenger RNA. The record is from the annotation of a GenBank genome assembly. NCBI's taxonomy places the organism in Eukaryota, Metazoa, Chordata, Actinopteri, Salmoniformes, Salmonidae.
ACUGAACAUUGCCUCACAUUAUCCCGUGGUCGAGGAAAAUAGCACUUGUCGCUAGCUACGGUGUAUUCAAGACUACAAAAGGAGGUCGCUUCAACAAGAAAGGAGUUUCGCUUACAGCUUCUAAUAGUCUAAGACGAAUUGCUACCUCGAUCAAGAACAUAUUAUUUGGUAGACGAUUAUUUACUUUGACGAAGGCUUUCACGGAAAAAAAACGAUGAAACAGGUGUGGAGUGGUGGUGUAUUGUUCCUACUGCUCGUGGUACUGGCCCGCGGUCAGUUGGACGAAGAGAAACAAGGAUGCGCUUGGGAUGUGGACACCGACCCCGACCAAGGUCUUGACCCAAAAUCCCUUGAAGCUGGAGCCAGACAUUUGGCUCACCUGCCGGAGAUGGACUGCAAGGGGUGUCAGGAUGCUUGCUGCGGCGACCAGGACUGCCAGCUCGCUUUGAUUGGAACCCCAGCUGAUGGAACUUCGGAGUGUUUUCUCGUCAGCUGCAUGAAAGAUGGAAAGGACGUCUGCGUUUUACAGUCCGAUUCACAGUUCAAAGUCUACCGCAAAAAGACGCAGCCCAACACUAAAAAAGUCGAAGUUGACUCUCUUAGUGAAGCUGGUGUCCCCAGGGAAGUCAACGUGACAGGUAGGCAUAUUGGUCUUUAGGACAAUGACAAUUCAGGUGCGUCAUUGGCACUUAUAGGGACUGCUUUAGCCAAGUAGGCUAGACUAGGCUAUAUCAGUACUUUGUCAAUGAAUAUGCCAAUUGCUUAGUUUUUGGUGGGGUCAAUAUGGCUUACAAAUUAGGGCAAUGUGGCAGAGGACCAUUCCCCAGCUCUGUCCUGGUUUUGCAAUCCUUUUUAUUGAGCUAAGGAAUCAUAGUGCAAGUUAUGCACUCUAGAAAUUAAAUUUGACCUGGACUUUAGCCUUUCAGUCAGUUUAAAGUGUGAAAAUGAAUUAUGGACCACCACUCAAGUUUAUACAGUGUUGUCUCUUUUAUUUGCUUCUUCCAAUACACAUUAACCCAGUGGCGACCAGUGCUCAUUGUUCUGUAUUUCAUGGUGCUGCGUUUUAGUCUCACAUACGCCAUCCACUGCUUUGCAUACCGUCAUACAUUCGUAGCCAGGUAAGGUGCGUUUUACAAAGUGGAACAAUUAGGAAAGCGUGGUUUUUCUGUGCCAGGGGUAUUGAAUCCUAUUGGAGUUCACAGGACGUUUUUUGUGUGGCAACUUCACCCAUUUCUCUGGCACACACACUUACUUCCUGAUAGGUGAACUUUCAUGGGGAGAGAUGGUGCUUUCAAGACAACUGCGAACUCGGAAAAAACCGAGGUCAAAUUAUGACGUCAGUGAUCUUCAGGUUGGAAAGUCGGAGAUCGAGAAAGAGGUCAGAGUUCCCAACUUGGAAUUCCGAGUGAAUGACCGUUAAACGUUUUUUUCUCCCAUCGGAGCUCGUUUUUUUCCGAGUUCCCAGUUGUCUUGAACGCACUGAAGUCGGAAGUCGGAGAUGUCUGAGUUCCCACUGCCCAAUUGUUUUGAACACGGCAAGAGACUGGGCCAACCAGUCAGCCAGGUUUGCAUGUGCAAGAUAAGAUUGAUUUGUAUAAUAGGAUGGAACGUCUUCUGAGGUGGAGUGGAGAGACUCAGGUCGGCGCUCCUUUGUCAUGUUUUGUUUGUCCAUUCCAGCUCCCAUGGUUUCACUCAGUUUGUAAAUCAUAGGGAAAUAAAGGCAGGAGAAAGCCACAGUAGGCCUACUAACUCUCCUCCUAGAAAGGUGCUUUUCUUUGACAACUAGGCCCUCAUCAUACAUUUAUUUAUUACUUAUAUUAUUUUGUUUUGGUGUUAAUCAUAUUUUCAUCUUGACUGAUGUAGUUCCCGAUUUGCUACUCUUUGACUAUAGAACGUGCCCCUUUUUAAGCAUGUAAUCCGACAACGGAUAGGUUUCCAUGUGAAUUGAGCUUUUUGUGACCCGCUUCAGUGUUAACCUCUCGUCUGCCCUUUCCUCUUCCCACAGAUAAGUGCCGCAUGCCCAUGGUAGUGGGCUCCUGCCGCGCUGCCUUCCCCAAAUACUACUAUGACGUAACCAACCAGACCUGCAAGCUGUUCAUCUAUGGCGGCUGCGACGGCAACGGAAACAACUUUCACACUCAGGAGGAGUGUGAGGGGGCUUGUAGUGGGGUGACAGGUGAGAUAUCGUUCUACCUAGGUGAUUUUCCAUAUUGGGGAAAUAUUUGUGGGUGUGUGGUUUCUCUGUUGGCCCAGCCAUGGCGUCACUGCCGGGGCGUUGUCAGUGGAACGCAGCUGUGGUCUUAAGUCAACACAUAGACAGUCUGAGGUGGUGGGAGCCAGCGGUAACAGAGGAGGAAGUGACCUUGUGGAAACUAAGUAACAGAGAGGGAAGUCUCACGUUACUAACAGCCUUCAGCAGGGACUGCUGGGGGGCAAUUCCAAUGUAAUAGAAUUAGGCAAAGACUCAGAUUUUUUAACUUUAAAAUGUAUGCAUUUUACAAAAGCACAUUUACAGGAAGAACUGUGCAGAUGCAAAGUUUGGUUACGGAAAAAAACAGAGUGAGAUUUUACUGUAAUUCUGUUACUAAACUUUGCAUCUGCACAGUUUUUCCAGUAAAUGUUAAGAAAAUAAUAAUUGACUGUGUAAUUUGUUCCAGGUGGUCAUGGUGCAUAGAGUUGUAUGGUUUGUUUUAAAACUUUUAUAUAAAUUGUUUUACAUUUUUAAAGCGAAAAAUCUGAGUCUCAGCAUAAUUCUGUUACUGUGGAAAUGCCACGGGUUAAAAGACAUGCCAUGUUGGGGUUAAGUCUUUGUUUUCUCGGUAAUUAGGCCUACCUAUAUUUUUUUUUCCUCGACGUCUUACAUUUCCCCCUGCCCCGGCUUGUGUAUGGUUGAUCAUUAUUUAAUGUGCAUUUUAUUCAUCUCCCAAAGUCAUAAUUCUAAACUGGAUUGGGCAGUGAGCGUUUUGUUUCAACUCAAAUUGCCAAAACACAGAAUGAUUGUGUCAACACCUUUUCAGCAGGUUUAACUAACUCCCUUGUGUGUCUUAGUCCACACCCCAAUGUUAUUUAGGGUUUUCACAGCAAUCAGUACUGGUUCUUUUGUUGUUGCUUUGCUGUAGGGCAGGGAUGGGCAACUUUGAUGUGGGGUGGGGGCCACAAAAAAUCGGAACUCAUCAUGGGCAAAUUGAGUGACUGACAUAAUGAUAGAAAAACUGAUGCACAACCAAAUUUCGAAAUUGCAACUUGUGUAUUCUACACUGAACAAAAAUAUAAACGCAACAUGUAAAUUGUUGGUCCCAUGUUUCAUGAGCUCAAAUAAAAGAUCCCCGAAAAUUUUUCCAUACGCACAAAAAACACAUUUCUCAAAUUUUGUGCACAAAUUUGUUUACAUCCCUGUUAGUGAGCAUUUCUCAUUUGCCAAGAUAAUCCAUCCACCGGACAGGUGUGGCAUAUCAAGAAGCUGAUCAUUACACAGGUGCACUUUGUGCUGUGGACAAUAAAAAGCCACUUUAAAAUGUGCAGUUUUGUCACACAACACAAUGCCACAGAUGUCUCAAGUUUUAAGGGAGUGUGCAAUUGGCAUGCUGACUGCAGGAAUGUCCACCAGUCUUGUUGCCAGAGAAUUGAAUGUUGAUUUCUCUACCAUAAGCCGCCUCAAUGUCGUUUUAGAGAAUUUGGCAGUACGUCCAACCGGCCUCACAACCGCAAACCAUGUGUAACCACACCAGCCCAGGACCGCCACAUCCGGCUUCUUCACCAGAAGGAUCAUUUGAGACCAACCACGCGGACAGCAGAUUAAACUGUGGGUUUGCACAACCGAAGGAUUUCUGCACAAACUGUCAGAAACCGUCUCAGGGAAGCUUAUCUGCGGGCUCGUCGUCCUCACCAGGGUCUUGACCUGACAGCAGUUCGGGUCGUAAACGACCUCAGUGGGCAAAUUGCUCACCUUCGAUGGCCACUUGCACGCUGUAGAAGUGUGCUCUUCAAGGAUAAAUCCCGGUUUCAACUGUACUGGGCAGAUGGCAGACGUGUGGGCGAGUGGUUUGCUAAUGUCAAUGCUGUGAACUGAGUGCUCCGUGGUGGUGGGGUUAUGGUAUGGGCAGGCAUAAGCUACAGACAAUGAACACAAUUGCAUUUUAACUAUGGCAAUUUUGAUUGCGCAGAGAUACCUUGACGAGAUACUGAGGCACUUUGUCGUGCCAUUCAUCCACCGCCAUCACCUCAUGUUUCAGCAUGAUAAUGCACGGCCCCAUGUCACAAGGAUCUGUACACAAACUGAAAAUGUCCCAGUUCUUCCAUGACCUGCGUACUCAUCAGACAUGUCACCCGUUGAGCAUGUUUGGAAUGCUCUGGAUUGACGUGUAAGACCGUGUGUUCCAGUUCCCGCCAAUAUCCAGCAACUUCACACAGCCAUUGAAGAGGAGUGGGACAACAUUCCACAGGCCACAAUCAACAGCCUGAUCAACUCUAUGCGAGGUGUCGCACUGCAUGAGGCAAAUGGUGGUCACACCAGAUACUGACUGGUUUUCUGAUCCAUGCCCCUACCUUUUUAUUUAAGGUAUCUGUGACCAACAGAUGCAUAUCUGUAUUCCCAGUCAGGUGAAAUCCAUAGAUAAGGGCCUAAUGAAUUUAUUUAAAUUGACUGAUUUCCUUAUGUGAACUGUAACUCAGUGAAAUCUUUGAAAUUGUUGCAUUUUGUGUUUAUUUUUGUUGAGUAUAUUAUUCUAACUCUCAACAGUAAGUUGAGACCCUGACUGAGUUCCCCCCCAAAAUAAGUAUUUAUAUAUUUGUUUAAUUGAGCCACAGGUGUGCCACCAGUUGCCCAUCCCUGCUGUAGGGUAAUUCCAUGGUAACAGAAUUAUGCUGAGACUCUGAUUUUUCACUUUAAAAUGUAUGCCAAGCAAAAAACAUUGAUUUCAUAGUGUUUCAUUCAUUUCAAGUUCUAGCAUGCAUCACUAUGGUAGUUUACUGCACAUACUAUUGUCCUUUUAGAAAUAGUCAAAAUAGCAUCUCCUCCUUGUGGUCACUCCACUAGGGUCCUGGCAGCAUCCUUAAGUCCUUCACAUCAGUCCAGCAGGCUACUAGUCCAACUCCUGUCUCGGUUUCCUACUUUGAGUAAGCUACAGAAAAUUGAAUUAUACCUAAACAAAGUAAAUUAACUAAAAUAGGUCAUUUUUAAAGGCUUAGUUGGAACAAUAAAACAGGACCAGGACCAUUCAUGUGAGUCUCAACUACUAAGCUAGUUAGUGUUACGUCAUCCCUUUGAGGUGUAGAGUGUUUGUCAUGGGUGUGUGUCGUGUGCAUAGAUGGUGUUAUGCUUGUUUCAGCUUACCCAAUGCCAAACCGGUUAAGCGACCUCUGUACGAUGAGAUGAACUGCAUUUUUCACAAGGGUUGGCCUGAGCCGUGCACUAUAGUCUCAACCAUUCCGUAAUAAUAAACUCUUCAUAGUCAGGCUCUUGCAGUUGGAGCUAAUGUACAGUGCUGUGAAAAAGUAUUUGCCCCCUUUCUAAUUUUCUCUACUUUUGCAUAUUUGUGAUACUGAAUGUUAUCAGAUCUUCAACCAAAACCUAAUAUUAGAUAAAGGGAACAUAAGUGAACAAAGAACACAACAAUUACAUAUUUAUUUCAUAAACAAAGUUAUGCAACACCCAAUUCCCCUGUGUGAAAAAGUAAUUGCCCCCUUACACUCAAUAACUGGUUGUGCCACCUUUAGCUGCAAUGACUCCAACCAAAUGCUUCCUGUAGUUGUUGAUCAGUCUCAUGUCGCUGUGGAGGAAUUUUGGCCCACUCUUCCAUGCAGAACUGCUUUAACUCAGUGACGUGUGGGUUUUCAAGCAUGAACUGCUCGUUUCAAGUCCUACCACAACAUCUCAAUUGGGAUUAAGUCUGGACAUUGACUAGGCCUUCCCAAAACAUCCAAUUUGUUGCUUUUUAGCCAUUUUCAUGUAGACUUGAUUGUGUGUUUUGGAUCAUUGUCUUGCUGCAUGACCCACCUGCGCUUCAGCUUCAGCUCACAGACGGAUGGUCUGACAUUCUCCUGUAGAAUUCUCUGAUACAGAGCAGAAUUCAUGGUUCCUUCUAUUAAGGCAAGUCGUCCAGGUCCUGAGCCAGCAAAGCAUCCCCAAACCAUCACACCACCACCACCAUGCUUGACCUUUGGUAUGAUGUUCUUACUGUGGAAUGCAGUGUUUGGUUUUCGCCAGGCAUAAUGGGACCCAUCUCGUCCAAAAAGUUGACUCAAGUUUGCCAAAAAGCACUUGGAUGAUCAUCAAGACUCUUGGAAGAACGUUCUAUGGACAGAUGAUUCAAAAGUAUAGCUUUUUGGACAACAUGGUUCCAGUAAUGCCUGGCGAAAACCAAACACUGCAUUCCACAGUAAGAACAUCAUACCAAAGGUCAAGCAUGGUGGUGGUGUGAUGGUUUGGGGAUGCUUUGCUGCAUGGGGUGUCUCCUUUUUGGUUAUUGAACUAUAGUAAGUAAAUUGGAUUUACACCCGGUAACGAAAUUACAGUAAUGAAAUGUCAUCAUGGGUCCCUGAAAUGUACUACAUAGAAAUGCAUAAUUAUGGAUAUGAAUAUAAGACAUGUCUAUGUCCUGGUAAGUUUGCUGUUACUUACAGCAGUCAUGCUAAUCACAUUAGCGCACGUGAGCUCAACCAUCCCAUAUACGGGACACCGAUCCCGCAGAGGUUAAACAAUCUCUCUCUUUAAUUUCCCAACUUUUUCGAGCAUUCAAUAAAGCUCAGUAUUUGAAUUAUUUAUUUUAUACAGUCAUUUAUGCUCAUCUUUAUCAAUGGUGUCAAUUUCAGACCCCACGGUAUAUGCCUUAAUAAAAAAUGUUUUAUAGACUCUUAGCUUUCAUUUGACAGUUGGUUCUCAUGGGUCCGUUUUACAUGGAUGUUGCCCAACAAAGUCCACAUUCUACCAUGUGAAGAGUCAGUACAUCUGAAUUAUUGCUGGCCGCUUGUUUAGACAGGAAAUAGCUGUAAUUCGGGAUUUGUUUUUUUUUAAAGCAUACAAAUUGCACUCUAGUCCACUAUCGUUUUUUUUUUUUUAAUGGGUUGUAAUCCGUUUCAUGAAUAGCUGUUUGUGUUGCUAAUAUUAACAAGAAGAAGCCAUAUCUGUUGAAAGGAAAUGCUUGCUUUUUCAAUGUAUUAUUUUCAAAGAGAAGCUUCCCUUUUAAUCACUUCAUUAUAAAUCGAUACACCGUUUUUACAGUAAGGCUAAACCGUGAGUCAAUGUGCUUUUGUUCCCUUAAUGGGUUUCAUGGACCAUCACUUUCUCAACAGGUACUGUGCUGUUGUCCAAGGCCUCCCCCAUGCAGAGAAGAAUGGCUAUGACUGCCGACGAUCAAGGUAACAUAUACGUAGCACUAUUUACACCACCUAUUUUAAACACUUUCUUUAGAAGUAGUAAAACUGGAAAUAUCAUACUGCAUCUCUUGGAUUGUGUGUCUCCGAUUUUAAAAGGCAAAAUGUCAUGAUCGUCAACAUUAAAACACAACUUGACUGAUGUGUAUAAUGGCAGCUACUUAUGUGUGAGACCUGAGGCGGUUCUAGAUAAAUCAGUCAACAGUUCCACAUUCCUCAGUCCUUCCAUAAUGUGUACAGCGCCGCUUAUCUGUGUUUGUCCAACACACUUCAAAUCAUAGGUCAUGUUAUGGUGCCUCAUAUACAGUGCAUUCGGAAAGUAUUCAGACCCUUGACUUUUUCCACAUUUUGUUACGUUACAGCCUUAUUCUAAAAUUGAUUAAAUAAAAACGCUUCCUCAUCAAUCUACACACAAUACCCCAUAAAAAAAAGUUUUUUAGACAUUUCUGCAAGUUUAUUAAAAAUAAAAAACAGAAAUGCCUUAUUUACAUUAGUAUUUGCUAUGAGACUCGAAAUGGAGCUCCGGUGCAUCCUGUUUCCACUGAUCAUCCUUGAUGUUUCUACAACUUGAGUGGAGUCCACCUGUGUCAACGGGUCUGAAUACUUUCCGAAGGCACUGUGUAUAUACUGAACAAAAAUAUAAACACAACAAUUUCUAAGAUUUUACUGAGUUACAGUUCAUAUGAGGAAAUUGGUCAAUUGAAAUAAAUUCAUUAGGCCCUAAUCUAUGGAUUUCACAUGACUGGGCAGGGGUGCAGCCAUGGGUGGGCGCAUAGGCCCACCCACUGGGGAGCCAGGCCCAACCAAUCAAAAUGAGUUUAUCCCCACAAAAAGGCUUUAUUACAGACCGAAAUACUCCUUAGCGUGGGCCUCCUGAGAGGCGCAGCGGUCUAAGGCACUGCAUCGCAGUGCUUUAAGCGUCACUACAGACCCAUAGGGCGGCGCACAAUUGGCCCAGCGUCGUCCGGAUUAGGUGAAGGUUUGGCUAGGGGGGGGCUUUACUUGGCUUAUCGCGCUCUAGCGACUCCUUGUGGCGGGCUGUGCGCCUGCAGGCUGACUUCGGUCGUCAGUUGAAUGGUGUUUCCUCCGACACAUUGGUGCGGCUGGCUUCCGGGUUAAGUGGGCGGGUGUUAAGAAACGCAGUUUGGCGGGUCAUGUUUCGGAGGACGCAUGACUCGACCUUCGCAUCUCCCGAGCCCGUUGGAGAGUUGCAGCGAUGAGACAAGAUCGCAAUUGGAUAUCACGAAAUUGGGGAGAAAAGGUGAUUCCUGCAGUCAGUAUGCAAAUUGCACGCUCCCUCAACUUGCGACAUCUGUGGCAUUGUGUUGUGACAAAACUACACAUUUUAAAGUAGCCUUGUAUUGUCCCCAGCACAAGGUGCACCUGUGUAAUGAUCAUGCUGUUUAAUCAGCUUCUUUAUAUGUCACACCUGUCAGGUGGAUGGAUUAUCUUGGCAAAGGAGAAAUGCUCACUAACAGGGAUGCUUCUGUUUGCCACAGUAAGUGUUGUGCAGUAGGCUUGAUUCCGGACCCAGUCAGUUCUAUUGGUGCCUUGAUCUCUGAGUAUUUUUUUAUGUUUUAUUUAUUUAACCUUUAUUUAACCAGGUAAGCCAGUUGAGAACAAGUUCUCAUUUACAACUGCGACCUGGCCAAGAUAAAGCAAAGCACCACCUAUUGAGGUCAAAGGGGGGUGAAAUGUAACUGAGGUCGUUCGAUGAACUACGCUCUUUUGAUGCGUAACUUUGCUGGAGACUUGAAGACUUUUGUUAGCUUCCUGAACUCAUCCCUAUGGGCUUUAGCUAAGUGGGAUAUCAGUCUUGUGACAUGCAGGAGACCUGGUUCGAACCCAGUCAGUCACAAGAGCAAGAUUAAUAGGUGGAAAAAGGUGAAAGGCUAUCCUUAGAAGGGCUAUGACAGGGCUAUUCAACUGUGUUCUUAUGGGGUCAAAUUGUUUUUUCUCCCUUCUAUCACGGCCUGUGAUCAUCAUAGAGGGCACAUCCAUUUUCCAGAGAGCCUUUCAGGAAUGGAUCAUAAUAGUUUAUAGAUGAAAUGGUUUGAACUCUAUAGGGCCUCCUGUAGCUCAGUUGGUAGAGCAUGGCGGCGCUUGCAACGCAAGGGUUGUGGGUUCGAUUCCCACGGGGGCCAGUAUGAAAAAUGUAUGCACUCACUAACUGUAAGUCGCUCUGGAUAAGAGCGUCUGCUAAAUGAUUAAAAUGUAUAGGGAGAAAAUAAAUUCUACAUGCCACAUUGGCUUCAGAAACCGCCAGAAGCUUCUGUUAACCACAGUUGGCGUUUUAAAUUCUAUCUGUUCUCCUCUACUUUUCGUGGCUUGCAAAGUACCAGAAUGUUGUCUCUGGUUUUGAAUCUGAAUUUAGAGAACUGAAUCUGAAUGCAUCUGAGAGGUUGAAUAUAUGAAACUUUGAUAAACUUGAAAUUAUAGUUUGUAAACUUGAUACACAGACAAUGAAUGCAAUAUCUACCAUAUUGAAACUAUAUAUAUAUAUAUAUAUAUAUAUAUAUAUAUAUAUAUAUAUAUAUAUAUAUAUAUAUAUAUACUGCUCAAAAAAAUAAAGGGAACACUAAAAUAACACAUCCUAGUUCUGAAUGAAUGAAAUAAUCUUAUUAAAUACUUUUUUCUUUACAUAGUUGAAUGUGCUGACAACAAAAUCACAAAAAAAAUAUCAAUGAGGUCUAGCAUUGUCUUGCAUUAGGAGGAACCCAGGGCCAACCACACCAGCAUAUGGUCUCACAAGGGGUCUGAGGAUCUCAUCUCGGUACCUAAUGGCAGUCAGGCUACCACUGGCGAGCACAUGGAGGGCUGUGCGGCCCCCCAAAGAAAUGCCACCCCACACCAUGACUGACCCACCGCCAAACCGGUCAUGCUGGAGGAUGUUACAGGCAGCAGAACGUUCUCCACGGCGUCUCCAGACUCUGUCACGUCUGUCACGUGCUCAGUGUGAACCUGCUUUCAUCUGUGAAGAGCACAGGGCGCCAGUGGCGAAUUUGCCAAUCUUGGUGUUCUUUGGCAAAUGCCAAACGUCCUGCACGGUGUUGGGCUGUAAGCACAACCCCCACCUGUGGACGUCGGGCCCUCAUACCACCCUCAUGGAGUCUGUUUCUGACCGUUUGAGCAGACACAUGCACAUUUGUGGCCUGCUGGAGGUCAUUUUGCAGGGCUCUGGCAGUGCUCCUCCUUGCACAAAUGCGGAGGUAGCAGUCCUUCUGCUGGGUUGUUGCCCUCCUACGGCCUCCUCCACGUCUCCUGAUGUACUGGCCUGUCUCCUGGUAGCACCUCCAUGCUCUGGACACUACGCUGACAGACACAGCAAACCUUCUUGCCACAGCUCGCAUUGAUGUGCCAUCCUGGAUGAGCUGCACUACCUGAGCCACUUGUGUGGGUUGUAGACUCCGUCUCAUGCUACCACUAGAGUGAAAGCACCACCAGCAUUCAAAAGUGACCAAAACAUCAGCCAGGAAGCAUAGGAACUGAGAAGUGGUCUGUGGUCACCACCUGCAAAACCAGUCCUUUAUUGGCGGUGUCUUGCUAAUUGCCUAUAAUUUCCACCUGUUGUCUAUUCCAUUUGCACAACAGCAUGUGAAAUGUAUUGUCAAUCAGUGUUGCUUCCUAAGUGGACAGUUUGAUUUCACAGAAGUGUGAUUGACUUGGAGUUACAUUGUGUUUAAGUGUUCCCUUUAUUUUUUUUAGCUGUGUGUGUGUGUGUAUAUAUAUAUAUAUAUAUAUAUAUAUAUAUAUAUAUAUAUAUAUAUAUAUACACACAUCGUGAGGGGGAAAAAAGUAUUUGAUCCCCUGCUGAUUUUGUACGUUUGCCCACUGACAAAGACAUGAUCAGUCUAUAAUUUUAAUGGUAGGUUUAUUUGAACAGUGAGAGACAGAAUAACAACAAAAAAAUCCAGAGAAACACAUGUCAAAAAUGUUAUGUAUUGAUUUGCAUUUUAAUGAGGGAAAUAAGUAUUUGACCCCUCUGCAAAACAUGACUUAGUACUUGGUGGCAAAACCCUUGUUGGCAAUCAGAGAGGUCAGACAUUUCUUGUAGUUGGCCACCAGGUUUGCACACAUCUCAAGAGGGAUUUUGUCCCACUCCUCUUUGCAGAUCUUCUCCAAGUCAUUAAGGUUUCGAGGCUGACGUUUGGCAACUCAAACCUUCAGCUCCCUCCACAGAUUUUCUAUGGGAUUAAGGUCUGGAGACUGGCUAGGCCACUCCAGGACCUUAAUGUGCUUCUUCUUGAGCCACUCCUUUGUUGCCUUGGCCGUGUGGUUUGGGUCAUUGUCAUGCUGGAAUACCCAUCCACGACCCAUUUUCAAUGCCCUGGCUGAGGGAAGGAGAUUCUCACCCAAGAUUAGACGGUACAUGGCCCCGUCCAUUGUCCCUUUGAUGCGGUGAAGUUGUCCUGUCCCCUUAGCCGAAACCCCCCCCCCCCCCCCCCCCCCCCCCCCCCAAAGCAUAAUGUUUCCACCUCCAUGUUUGACGGUGGGGAUGGUGUUCUUGGGGUCAUAGGCAGCAUUCCUCCUCCUCCAAACACGGCGAGUUGAGUUGAUGCCAAAGAGCUUGAUUUUGGUCUCAUCUGACCACAACACUUUCACCCAGUUCUCCUCUGAAUCAUUCAGAUGUUCAUUGGCAAACUUAAGACGGGCCUGUAUAUGUGCUUUCUUGAGCAGGGGGACCUUGCGGGCGCUGCAGGAUUUCAGUCCUUCACGGCGUAGUGUGUUACCAAUUGUUUUCUUGGUGACUAUGGUCCCAGCUGACAUCAUUGACAAGAUCCUCCCGUGUAGUUCUGGGCUGAUUCCUCACCGUUCUCAUGAUCAUUGCAACUCCACGAGGUGAGAUCUUGCAUGGAGCCCCAGGCCGAGGGAGAUUGACAGGUCUUUUGUGUUUCUUCCAUUUGCAAAUAAUUGCACCAACUGUUGUUACCUUCUCACCAAGCUGCUUGGCGAUGGUCUUGUAGCCAAUUCCAGCCUUGUGUAGGUCUACAAUAUUGUCCCUGACAUCCUUGGAGAGCUCUUUGGUCUUGGCCAUGGUGGAGAGUUUGGAAUCUGAUUGAUUGCUUCUGUGGACAGGUGUCUUUUAUACAGGUAACAAGCUGAGAUUAGGAGCACUCCCUUUACGAGUGUGCUCCUAAUCUCAGCUCGUUACCUGUAUAAAAGACACCUGGGAGCCAGAAAUCUUUCUGAUUGAGAGGGGGUCAAAUACUUAUUUCCCUCAUUUAAAAUGCAAAUCAAUUUAUAACAUUUUUGACAUGUGUUUUUCUGGAUUUUUUUGUUGUUAUUCUGUCUCUCACUGUUCAAAUAAACCUACCAUUUAAAAUUAUAGACUGAUCAUUUCUUUGUCAGUGGGCAAACGUACAAAAUCAGCAGGGGAUCAAAUACUUUUUUCCCUCACUGUGUAUAUAUAUAUAUAUAUAUGAGAGAUAAUUUUAAUCUAUUAGAUUGAAAUGUAAUUACAGAAAUUACAGUAACAUUUCUCAAUGCGUUUAGGCGUCCAUAUGACUUUUUUUUUUCUUUUUUUUCUUCUUCUGUUGGACCAAAUGAAAAUAGCAAGUUGAAACCGCUUGUCAAAGAGGAAGAAUGUCGUCUACCUUCCCGCCUUUGGGACAAUGACUCCCAUUGUUAGGGCGGAGACAUGAGCAUCUUGUCAUUAUAUACAGAUCUCUGGUGUAAAUGGGAGGUGGACAGAAGGAGCGAAGGCAACAUGAGAACAAGUGGAUAUAAACGAAAAGUAAAAAGAAACUGGAUUAUUGUGGCAUUUUGGAAUAUUGUGCAAAAACAAACAUUCAAAUUAAUUUGAUAUUGUUCAGCCCUAACUCCAAGGCAUGCUUUGAAUACUGAAUAUGUACAUUUUGUUACUAUGAAGAUUAGCUAAAUAAAUGUGUCUUGACACAUCGCAUCAUUGGUUAAUAACAGGGAAGCUGAUCUCUGAUUUGCUGAGAUAAUUUUCCUAUGCCAAAAGUAGCGGUGCGGGCCUGUUCAAGUACACUGGCUGGGAAGCAUGUGAUUUUUACAGCACAAAGGUAAACAUACUGUACCCAUGGUGACAGUGUAUUGUGUGAUCACUGUAAUUCCAACAAUUUUGACUGACUUUAAAAUGGGUCACUAGCUGCCAGUCCUGAGGAUCCUGCCAGUUCUAACGAUCUCCUUCCCAAGAUGACAUCAGAUGACUUUAUCGGCAAGUUGUCUGUUUCUCUCACUCCUCUUUGUUUCUUUCUAUUCCUGUUGUCUUCCCUUCCCUGUAAAUUCAAUUGAUAACACUCCUCUUCCUGUCCUAACUGUGUUUAGUGAAUUAUAUGCUCUCUCCUCUUCCUAUUCUCUCUUAAUUGCUGUCAUUUCCUGUUUGAGUGGUGCUGACCUCUGACCCUUUUCUCCUGUCCAAUUAGAGAUGUGCCAGGCCAGUCCAGAAACAGGGCCAUGCCGCGCCUCCCAUCGCCACUACUACUUCGACAGCUCCACCGGCACCUGCCUGCCCUUCAUCUACGGAGGCUGCCUUGGCAACAAGAACAACUACGAUACUGCCGAGAGGUGCCUCGCCACCUGCACAGGUGCUCUUCACCCUCCCCCUCUAUCACCUCCUCCCAUUAUUACCUGACACUUCUCACCUCCCACCAACCCCAACAGGCCUCCCCACCCAGCAACCCCUCUCUCUCUUACAUUGACUUAUUUUAUAUCUCUCCAGUGACCGUCAUCCCUGGCUCUAAGGGAAGGAAAGGAUCUGAUGCAGACAAACCUACAGAUGACAAGAGCAUUGAACAUAACGGUAACUGGAUAGAGGACAUAUUUCUGCAGUAUGGCUUUUGGCUAGCUCCUUUAGGUUGAUGUUCAGUGUAAACCAUUCCCCCUGCAUGGUGUAGUUACCUGUUCAGGGAUCAGUCUCAAACAUGUCCUUCCUGAUGUGAUAGCCUUUUUCACAGGUCUGCAGGUUUGAGAUCAGUUCUGAUUGUCCCCUGGUCCUCCUUUCCUCCACAGAUGCUUGCAUGGUGCCCUCAGACGCAGGCCCUUGCCGCGCUGCCUUCAGUAUGUACUACUUUGACCGUAGCACUAGCUCCUGCAAGUCUUUCAUCUACGGUGGCUGCCAGGGAAAUGAUAACCGCUACGGCACACUGGACGAAUGCAUGGCCCGGUGCACUGGAAUGGACGGUAAGGAUGGACUGCAUUUCAGUGAUCUGACAAAUAGGAUGAGAUUAUAAAUUGUCAGGUUAUGGGAGUGAUUAAGUUAGCCUCAGGCUUCUCAUGGAGUUCAAAAGCCUGGGGGAAGUUAAAUAUAGUGGGUAUCGUAAGUAUUCACCCACAUUGGAUUUAAAAAAUUGUUUUGUUGCGUUACAAAGUGGGAUUGAAAUGGAUUUAGUUAUUGAUCUACACAAAAUGCUCCAGAAUGUCAAAGUGAAAAGAACAAAUUAAUACAAAUAAAAUAACUAAAAUAUAGUUGUUGCGGCCUCCCGAGUGGCGCAGCGGUCUAAGGCACUGCACCGCAGUGCUAGAGGCGUCAUGACAGAUCCGGGUUCGAUCCCAGGCUGUUUCGCAGCCAUCCGCGACCGGAAGACCCAUGAGGUGGCACACAAUUGGCCCAGCGUCGUCCGGGUUAGGGGAGGGUUGGGCCGGCUGGGAUGUCCUUGUCCCAUCGCGCACUAGCGACUCUUUGUGGCGGCCGGGCGCAUGCAUGCUGACUUCGGCCACCAGGCUUCCGGGUUAAGCAUGCAGUGUGUCAAGAAGCAGUGUGACUUGGCAGGGUCGUAUUUUGGAGGAUGCAUGGCUCUCGACCUUCGCCUCUCCCGAGUCCAUACGGGAGUUCCAGUGAUGGGACAAGACUGUAACUACCAAUUUGAUAUCACGAAAUUGGGGACAAAAAGGGGUAAAAAAUGGUAUAAAAUAUUCACCCCUUUUGUUUAGGCAAGCGUAAGUUAGUUAAGGAGUGCAAUUUGGCUUAACAAAUCACAUAGUAAGUUAUAUUGACUCACUCUGUGUGAAAUAAUAGGGGUUGACAUGAUUUUUUAAUGACUACCCCUUCCUCUGUCUGCCAUACAUACAUCUGUAAGGUCCCUCAGUCAAGUAUUGAUUUUCAAGCACAGAUUCAACUACAAAAACCAUGGAGCUUUUCGAUAGCUUCAUAAAGAAGGGCAGUGAUUUGUUAGUUGGGUAACAAUAAGAAAUCAGACAUCGAAUAGCUAUUUUAAGCAUGGUCAAGUUAAUCUUUAUGGUGUGGAUUAUGUAUUAAAUCACCCAGACACAACAAAGAUGGUCGUACUUCUUAACUGAGCUGCCAGACAGGAAGGAAAUGUCACCAUGAGGCCAAUUUUAAAACCGCUACAGAGUUCAAUGGCUGUGAAGGGAGAACUGACAACAUUGUUGUUACGCCACAAUAAUGACAGAAUGAAAAGAAGAAUACAAAUUAUUCCAAGAUAAGGCACUACAAUAAUACUGCAAAACAAUGUUGCUAAGGAAUAUACUUUUUGGCCUAAAUGCAAAGCCUUCUGUUUGGAUCAAAUCCAACACAUCACAAAGUAACUGCCGCCUUAUUUUGAAGCAUGGUGGUGGCUGCAUCAUGGUAAGGGUAUCCUUGACGUCGACAAAGACUGGGGAGUUUUUCAGGAUGAAAAGAAACGGGAUAGAGCUAAGCACAUGCAAAAUCCUAGAGGAAACCUGCUUCAGUCUGCUUUACACCAGACACUGGGAGAGGAAUUCACCUUUCAGCAGAACAAUAACCUACAACACAAGACCAAAUUUACACAAGUUAUUUACCAAGAAGACCGUGAAUGUUGCUGAGUGGCGAAGUUAGUUUUUGAUUUAACUCUGCUUAAAAAUCUAUGGCAAGACUUAAAAAUUGCUGUCUAGCGAUGAUCCCCAACACCUUGACAGAGCUUGAAGAAUUUUUAAAAUAAUAAUGGGCAAAUAUUCAACAAUACAGAUGUGCAAAGCUCUUAUGAGACUUGCCCAAGAAGACUCACAGCUGUAAUCGUUGCUGCCAAAGGUGUUUCUAACAUGUAUUGACUUUCUUUUGAAGUGGAUAUAGUGAUAUGUUUAUUUUCUGAUUCCAUCAUUUUCACAGGCGAGCAAGGGCAACACAAUGGCCAUAACCGCAUGACACCAGGUAAGCUAACCUUCCUUAGGUUCUAGGCUGACUGAGAGGUUUAAAGGGUCAUGUUCCAGUGGGUGUGAUAUGGCAACGAUUAACAGUUCUGAAUACAGCUUCAGGAGAGUCUAUAGGUUUCUAUUUAGAGUUUGUUUUGGGUAGAAUAUGAACUUGGCUUGUGCGAGCCGGAAUGGCUCAUAGGAACAGGAGCCUAUCUCCUGUUUCUGCAGUGUGAGGCAUCUUGAGGUACAAGUACACCCCCUGGACAGUGCGUUAUUUAUAUAUAUAUCUAUAUAUCGAACCCACAACCCUGGCGUUGCAAGCGCCAUGCUCUACCAACUGAGCUACACGGAACUAGAUUGGCGGUCAAGCCCUCCGAUCUCCUUAAUCCUGAGUGCCAAGCAGAGACUCAUCAGGUCCCAUUUUUACAGUCUUUGGUAUGUCUCGGCCGGGCAUCGAACACCUAACCUUCCAAUCUCAGGGCGGACACUAAUCACAAGCCACUGAGUUGGUCUCAUUGAUAAAUGAGACUGUUAGAAAUAACACCAUGUGAUGUGAACCAAAGCGUGAUCAUGAACAACUGAAAGAUUCACUGAGAAUAUACACAGUGUACAAAACAUUAGGAACACCAACGCCUUCCUAAUUGAGUUGCACCCCCCUUUGCCCUCAGAACAGCCUCAAUUCGUCAGGGCAUGGACCCUACAAGGUGUCGAAAGCGUUCCACAGGGAUGCUGGCCAAUGUUGACUCCAAUGCUUCCCACAGUUGUGUCAAGUUGGCUGGAUGUCAUUUGGGUCGUGGACCAUUAUUGAUACACACGAGAAACUGUUGCGUGUGAAAAACCCAGCAGCGUUGCAGUUCUUGACACAAACUGGUGCGCCUUGCACCUACUACCAUACCCUGUUGAAUGGCACUUAAAUAUUUUGUCUUGCCCAUUCCGUCUCUGAAUGACACACACACAAUCCAUGUCUCAAUUGUCUCGAGGCUUAAAAAUCCUUCUUUAACCUGUCUCCUCCCCUACAUCUACACUGAUUGAAGUGGAUUUUACAUCCAUAAGGGAUCAUAGCUUUUACCUGAAUUCACCUGGUCAGUCAGUCAUGGAAAGAGCAGGUGUUCUUAAUAUUGUGUACACUUAGUGUACACUCCUUUACUCAUUUAUUUGGACAGUGAAGCUGCAACUUUUAAUUUGGCUCUGUACUCCAGCAUUAUGGAUUUGAGAGAAAAUGUUUCAGUGACAGUACAGACAGAAUGUCACCUUUUCAUGAGGCUAUUUUCAUAUCUGUUUUACCGUUUAGAAAUGAAAGCACUAUGUAUCUUGUAUCAUUUGAAGGUGUCAUAAGUAUUUGGACAAAUCUGUAUUAAAGUAGUCAAAAGUUUGGUAUUUGGUCCCAUAUCAAUGACUACAUCAAGUUUGUGACUCUACAAACUUGUUGGCCGCAUUUGGGCAAUUCCAUGGUAACAGAGUGAUUCAGAGACUCCUAUUUUUCACUUUAAGAUGUAUGUAAAAAAACAAACAAUGAUUGCAAAGUUAAACAAACCACACAACUCUGCACAAGGACUAGUUUUAACAAUUUCCACUGAAAAUGUUACAAAAACAAAUUUACUUGAACAGUGCCGAUGCAAAGUUUGGUAACAAAAUGGCCGCACAAACUGUCAUUCUCAGCAAAAAGCUGUAUACAAGCAACCUAUUUCAGACCGGUCUGCACAUUUUUUAAAAGUUUGAAUGGUGUUUCUAGCUUAAACGGUGGAAGACUAGUUAUGACCAGAAUUUCUUACCAUUAAAUUCUAUUGGGCGCAACACAACCAAAACAAACUGCAAAUGCAUCCAAUACGUUUGUAGAGUCACAAAUUUGAUCUAGUCAUUGCGUUCUAGGAAUAUGGGACCAAAUACUACACUUUUGACUACUUUAAUACACACAGUUCAAUUUGUCCAAAUACUUAUAGCGCCUUCAAAUGGGGGGACGAGAUAAUGAUUUCAUUUCUAAACGGUGAAACAUAUUUAUGAAAAUACCCUCAAAUAAAAGUAAUGUGCUAUUGCCUCAUAUGAAACAUUUUGAUCUCAAAUCCAAAAUGCUAAAAUAUAGAGCCAAAUUAAGUUUUAGUUUCACUGUCCAAAUAAAUAAGUAUGGGAGUAAAUGCCUCCCUCCUUCCCCUCCAGGGUUCUUCCUGGUGGUUUCGCUGGUUGUGAUUUCAGCCCUGAUCCUGGUGGGUCUGAUCCUCUUCACCUUCCGGUGCUCCAGGCUGCAGCGUGGCCACCGCCGCCUCAGUGACAAGGAAGACCUGCUGCCCGACGAGCAGCUGUUUGAGGAGCAGCUGCCCGAGGAAGCGCUCCCCAAAGUGGGCACCGCACCAUAA